Mesoplodon densirostris (Blainville's beaked whale) is the source of this 4773-nucleotide messenger RNA. RefSeq names its product PEAK1 related, kinase-activating pseudokinase 1 (gene PRAG1). Gene Ontology annotation, molecular function: protein kinase activity; ATP binding. The record is from RefSeq and is a predicted model, not a curated record. NCBI's taxonomy places the organism in Eukaryota, Metazoa, Chordata, Mammalia, Artiodactyla, Ziphiidae. The transcript has 6 exons. The coding region runs from base 196 to 4425 and encodes 1409 amino acids. Gene Ontology annotation, biological process: protein phosphorylation.
GCACGGACCGCGCGCUCUCACUCUCCAAACAAUGCUCCGAGGCGCCCGGCGGGGCGGCUGGCGGCUCAGAGACCAGCGGCGAGGCCGGGGGAGCGCGGCCCCGAGGAAGCCGCCCUGUGAGCCCCAUCCGCCUCCCCUGAGCCCACUCCAGGGAGCCAGGCGCAAGAUGAACCAGCACCCCGCCCACUGCUCAAGAUGCACCAGACCAUCCCAGUGAACCCCGAGAGCCCGAAAAUGUCUGCGUGCAGCGACUUUGUGGAGCACAUCUGGAAGCCUGGGUCCUGCAAAAACUGCUUCUGCCUGCGCACCGACCACCAGCCGGCACCUGGCCGCCCCCAGCCCCGAGCCGGCAGCCUGCCCCCUCCGCCUCGCCUGCCCCCCAGGCCCGAGAGCGGCCGUCCGGAAGAUGAAGGCCUGAGCAGCUCGCCCUACUCCAAGCCCACCAUUGCCGUGAAGCCCACCAUGAUGAGCUCCGACGCCUCCGAUGGGUGGACAGAGGCUGGCGUGAGUGCCGACGUUGCGCAGGUCAUCUGGAGACGAGCCCCCGGCAAGCUCCCCCUCCCGAAGCAGGAAGAUGUGCCAGUAGUUUACCUGGGCAGCUUCCGAGGCGUCCAGAAGCCUGCUGGGCCCUUGGCCCCGGCAGACGGGGGGCACCCUCGCUGCCCCCCUGCCUAUGCCAUGGUCGGCCUGCACAGCCUAGAGCCCCGGGGGGAACGGAGUGUCGCCUUCCACCCAGUGAGCUUCCCCGAUGAGAAGAAGCUUGGACGAGAAGAUAAACCCACGAUUCCCUACCAAGAGCUGACCUCCCCUCAGGAGAGCUUCCGCCAGAAACUGGCUGCCUUUGCUGAGAUGACCUCUGGCUGCUACAAGGGCCCCAGGCCCUACCCCUCUGCACAGCCCCUGCGGGCAUCCCUGCCCUCGGAGGAUGACAGCGACCAAAGGUGCUCGCCCUCAGGGGACAGCGAAGGGGGAGAAUACUGCUCCAUCCUGGACUGCUGCCCUGGGAGCCCAGGUGGUCAGGACGCCUCACAGGCCGAGGACUCCGGGCGCAGACAGGGCUGCAGGGACUGCUCGCCGGCCUGCUGGGAGCAGGGGAUGUGCGCGAAGCCAACCGAGGAGGAGAGGCGGGCUUUGAGCUUCCCCAGGGAGUGCCGCAGCCAGGGCCCGACAGAGAACCCACCCCGCCUGGGCCCCAAGAAGCAGUCCCUCACCUCAGAGGCCGCCAGCUCCUCGGAUGGCCUCUCCUGCGGGAGUGCCAGUAGCCGCGCCAGCAGCCCCUUGGUCCCCCAGCACGAGAGCGAUUCCUGCUCCCUUAUGAAGGCACCUGGGCCGGGGAAGCAGCAGGACUCUGGCUGCCACGGGGUGGCCUCCAGCAGGUGCCUGGGGCUGACUGGGGAGCCCCAGGCCCCAGCCCACCCCGGGGAGACUGCACAGCCUGAACCCAUCUAUGCUGAGAGCACCAAGAGGAAGAAGGCUAUUCCAGUGCCUUCCAGGCCACAGGCCAAGGCAGAACAGGCGGCAGCUGCCCAGGGCCAGGGCCAGGUGAGGAUGGCUAACACCUGGGCUCAGAAAACAGCGUCUGGCUGGAGCCAGGACAGGGAAGGCCCAGAGGUGGCCCCCCAGGCGGCGGCCACCAUCACAGUCAUGGCGGCCCACCCAGAAGAAGACCACCGGACAAUCUACCUGAGCAGCCCCGACUCCUCGGUGGCGGUGCAGUGGCCUCGCGGGCCCCUGAGCCAGGCCCCUGAGGCAGGCGAAGGAGAGCCUUCGGCUGGGCAGGGGCUCAGCUCUAGGGAGAGCCGCCAUCAUGGUGCCAGUGAGAGCACGCCCAAGGGGAGGCCUGCCAUCCCUCCCAAGCUGUCCAAGAGUAGCCCCGGAGGGUCCCCGGCGUCCCCAUCGGCCUCCCCCCAGUCCAACCUCAGCGAAGGCGACUCAGGUGUCACUGGGCCCCAGCCUCCGUCCAGGGGCCCCGCUGACCCUGCUUCCUCCUGCCGGGCCAACGGUGUCCCUGCCAGCGACUCUGCCAGGGGCCCUCCGCCCGCCACUGCCACGUCAGCCUUGGACCAGAGGCGGCCCCGGUACCAGACCGGUGCCUGGAGCCGCCAGUGCCGGAUAGAGGAAGAGGAGGAGGUGGAGCAGGACUUUCUGAGCCAAAGCUGGGGGAGUGAGGGGGACAGUGGCCCCACGGACCCAUGCAAUUCCUCCACCUGGCACCGCCCCCGCCCCACAGACGGCUCCUCUGGGCAGAAGAGCAAAGCCGGGACCGGGAUGAGCAAAUCAGCCUCGUUUGCCUUUGAGUUCCCCAAGGACAAAAGUGGAAGCGAGGCAUUCUCGCCUCCCCCUCCGCCUCCGAAGUCACGGCACCUUUUAAAAAUGAACAAGAGCAGCUCUGAUUUGGAGAAGGUGAGCCAGGGCUCUGCUGAGAGCCUCAGCCCAUCCUUCAGGGGCGUCCACGUCAGCUUCACCACGGGCUCCACGGACAGCCUGGCCUCCGACUCCAGGACCUGCAGCGACGGAGGUCCAUCAUCUGAGCUGACUCACUCGCCCACCAGCAGUGGGAAGGAGCUCUUCAGCCCUGUCCCCUUCCCUUCGGGCUCCACUGAGGAUGUGUCUCCCAGUGGCCCCGUGCAGCCCCCGCCUCUCCCCCAGAAGAAGCUAGUGAGCCGGGCGGCCUCUUCCCCGGAUGGCUUCUUCUGGACCCAAGGCUCCCCCAAGCCAAGAACAGCAGGUCCCAAGCUGAACCUCAGCCACUCGGAAACCAACGUCUGUGUCCAUGACGAGCCCCACUUCAGCUACUCCUCAGGCCCCGGCAGCCGCCACCAGCACAUCUUCUCUGCUUCCGAGCCUCUGGAGAAAACGUUCAAAGACAAUGGCCCCUGGAGCCCAGCGCCAGGGCUGGCAGGCAGCCAGAGCCUGCAGGGCAAAGGGGUCUCCUCGGCUGCGGCCUCCCAGCUGAGCGUGUCCAGCCAGGCCUCGGCGGGCAGCGCCCAGCUGCAGCUCCACAGCCUCCUGAGCAGCAUCAGCAGCAAGGAGGGCACCUACACCAAGCUGGGAGGGCUCUACGCCCAGUCCUUGGUCCGCCUCGUGGCCAGGUGUGAGGACCUCUUCAUGGGCGGCCAGAAAAAGGGGCUGCGCUUCAGCGAGAAUAACUGGUCCCUGUUCAAGCUGGCCUGUAACAAGCCCUGCUGCGACUCGGGGGAUGCCAUUUAUUACUGUGCCACCUGCUCCGAGGACCCCGGCAGCACCUACGCUGUGAAAAUCUGCAAAACCCCUGAGCCCAAAGCAGCCUCAUACUGCAGCCCUUCCGUGCCCGUGCACUUCAACAUCCAGCAGGACUGCGGCCACUUUGUCGCCUCGGUGCCCUCCAGCAUGCUCACCUCUCCCGAUGCGCCCAAGGACCCCCUGUCUGCCCUGCCUUCACAUCCCCCCGCCCAGGAGCAGGACUGCGUGGUGGUCAUCACCCGAGAGGUACCCCACCAGACCGCCUCGGACUUUGUGCAAGACUCAGCCACCAGCCACCAGUCUGAGCCCGAGGUUUACGAGCGGCGCGUGUGCUUCCUGCUUCUGCAGCUCUGCAAUGGGCUGGAGCACCUGAAGGAGCACGGGAUCAUCCACCGGGACCUGUGCCUGGAGAACCUGCUGCUGGUGCACUGUGCCCCACAGGCCUCCCCGGACCCCUCCUCCGCCACCUCCUGGGGCCCUCCCACCGCCGUACCCCCUGCCCCUGCCGCUACCCCCUCCUCUUGCCCCUCUGCUGCCCUCCCAGUCGGCGUCACCCCCACCCCUCCGGCGGGCCCCGCCUGUCAGGGAGGGCCCGGCGAGAAGCACCUGCCCCGACUCAUCAUCAGCAACUUCCUGAAGGCCAAGCAGAAGCCGGGCGGUACCGCCAACCUGCAGCAGAAAAAGAGCCAGGCCCGCCUGGCCCCAGAGAUUGUGUCUGCCUCCCAGUACCGCAAGUUCGACGAGUUCCAAACGGGCAUCCUCAUUUACGAGCUGCUCCACCAGCCCAACCCGUUCGAAGUGCGGGCCCAGCUGCGGGAGCAGGACUACCGGCAAGAGGACCUGCCCCCACUGCCCGCGCUGUCCCUCUACUCGCCGGGCCUGCAGCGGCUCGCGCACCUGCUGCUGCAGGCGGACCCCAUCAAGCGCAUCCGCAUCGGCGAGGCCAAGCGCGUGCUGCAGUGCCUUCUGUGGGGACCCCGGCGGGAGCUGGUGGAGCAGCCGGGCACCUCGGAGGAGGUGCUGUGCGCCACGCUCAGCAACUGGAUCGACAUGAAGCGGGCCCUGAUGAUGAUGAAGUUCGCCGAGAAGGCGGUGGACCGCCGGCGCGGGGUGGAGCUGGAGGACUGGCUCUGCUGCCAGUAUCUGGCGUCGGCGGAGCCCGGAGCUCUCUUACAGUCGCUGAAGCUCCUGCAGCUUCUGUGAGGCAGCCCCCGGCCCCCGUGCUGCCCCCAGCCCUGCCCUGCCUUGCCUUGGAAACAUCUGUGUCUCCUGGGAAAUGGUACAAAUGACUGUUGUACUUGGAUGUAAUAUAUAUAUAUAUACACGUAAGAUAUAAAUACAAAAGACUGAGGAUGUCACUGCCCACCCUGGUCUGGCCUCCUCUCCUCCCCUAGUCUUGAAGUUUUCCCCUACAAUUGUGUACAUUUCUAGCUUAUUGCAAGGUCCUGAGGACAGUGUGGCCAGCAGAGUGAAGCCUGGACUCUGGUCUCACUACCCCAUUAUGGGCUCUCUUUACCCUCUUGUCAAGUGGCUAUUUAAAAAAAAAAAAAC